Messenger RNA from Cynoglossus semilaevis (tongue sole), 4068 nucleotides. It is a transcript of the gene lin54, whose product is annotated as lin-54 DREAM MuvB core complex component. Gene Ontology annotation, cellular component: nucleus. The transcript is spliced from 14 exons. Gene Ontology annotation, biological process: regulation of DNA-templated transcription. Bases 577 to 3003 code for a protein of 808 amino acids. Lineage: Eukaryota; Metazoa; Chordata; Actinopteri; Pleuronectiformes; Cynoglossidae. The record is from RefSeq and is a predicted model, not a curated record.
UGUUUUGGUGAGACUAACAAACAGUAACACUGUCUCCGUGUGCUAUUGAAAAGUGUCAGUAUUUAGUUUUUCCACGAUCCUUAGCUAAACCUGUAUAUAAAUAUUGGGUAUUGGCAACGUUUACUGAGAAAAUACUUUUUACUAUGUGUAGUUGGACCUUGCGAACUAGAAACUGUUUACUAUUUAUCCAAAUAAAUAGUUAAUCUGGUAAACUCGGCGGUUUAAUUGGGUUUGUCAUGUUCGUAACUAAGUUUCUGUGUUAGUAUGGGGUAUUAGUGAAUGCUAGCAUUGUUUAUGUUGCAAGAGUUUAUUGUUAGCUAAUAGCUGUCAGUAUCUGUCCUAGGAAUGACAGUUUUAAUCAGCAGUAGUCUAACGGAACGGUUAUUGCACGGUUAUUAUUUUUGCCAAUUGCAUAUAACAUGUAACACCUCACCGUUACUACUCAGGGAUAGUUAGCCGGGGAGCUAACCGAGCUGAUGACGAGGUAAAAAUGGCGGAUCUUUCGAAAUCCAACCCUGGCCUGAAAUAGAAACGCAGCCAACAAACAGACCGAGAGAGAGCUGAGACGUUUCAGGCAUGGAUGUGGUGUCACCAGAGCUCAACAGCCUUCUGCCUGAUGAGAUCAUGGAUACUGAGGCCAUUGAGGUUGUCCCUCACUCCCAACCUGUCUCUGCCAUGGUCCAGUCAGAAGCCAGUGUGGACACGCCAGUUCCCAUGGAAACGGAUACACCUGCAGAAAAUCUGAAAGUGUGUCCAGAUGCCACCUCAGUUAAACUUGCUCAAACUCUUUCCACAUCAAUAUCCACACCCACACCCACAGACUCUGCACUCGGAAUCAGCUCGGAAAGUCAUGUAUUAAUAUCAGGUUCACCAUCAUCCCUUCUUACUCUAAAACCAGCGCUGUCUAUAUCCACAGCCACCACUAAAACGACAGACAGUGUGACUGCCACGACUGUUUCUACCAGUGGGCUACAGAAGCUCCAGGCUCCCUUUACCAUUUCUCCUGCCAACCACCAAAUUAUCCUCAACAAGGUAGCCUCAUCACAGGCCACGGAAGCAACAAAGCCUGCAGAAACUCUGCAACAGGUCAUCAAGCAAGAUGGACAAAAAUUAUUGGUCACAACAAUAGGAAAGCCAGGGCAGCCUAUAGUGCUGCAGUUACCUCACAUGACCAGCAAGCCUGGCGCUUCACAGACUUCAGGAGACCUAAAGUCUCCGGUACCACAUUUUAAAGUGCUGACGAUUGGUGGAAGGUCGGAGUUGAAGCCUGUGGUGGGCAGUCCUGCAAACCAGCUGACGACGGUUCAGGCCCAGCAGCUGAAGGCUGUACAGAUUGCUAAGAAAACUCCAGUCUCCUCAGGCACACCAAUCAAGUUUAUCAUCACAAAAACGGUUAACAGCAAAAGCCUCAGUCCUCAGACGUCAGUUCCUCCAGUUAUAGCUGGACGGGUUGUGACGCAGAAUUCCCCGGUGGUGCCUGCGAGGACCAUUACUCUGUCUGAGCCUCACAACAGCAGCUUACAGAGCAUCCCUGGCAAAAAGAUCGCCAUCUCACCGCUUAAAACUCCCAGCAAGGUCACUGUUGUAUCUGUGGCUUCACCUACAUCCAACUCCUCCCAGAAGUCGGUGGCGUUACCUGUCAACGUAGCACUCGGCCAGCAGAUCCUUACAGUCCAGCAGACCACGCCUGUGUCUCCAGUCAAGGUGGCCACAAGCCAGCCCACUGUCCAGAAUAUUAAACCUGUUCCAUCCGUGACCGUCGGCAGCUCUCAGUUUAAGACCAUAAUCCCCUUGGCCACUCAGCCUACUGUGCAGCAGAUCCAGGUACCAGGAAGCAGGUUUCAUUAUGUGCGCCUGGUAACAGCAACAACAGCGAGCAGCACAGGACAGCCCAGUGCUCCCAGUACCAGCUCCAUACAAACAGCUAAACCUGUGGUGGUUGGUACAGGACCAGUCAGGAUGUCUGUCCCCAUUGUCCCAGCACAGACUGUCAAACAGGUGGCUCCUAAGCCUUUGACAUCCUCAGCACAAGUAUUGACCACCACGCAGACCCAGCAACGCCUCAUCAUGCCUGCAACCCCGUUACAACAGAUCCAGCCCAACUUCACCAACCUCCCUCCAGGCACCGUCCUAGCACCAGCUCCAGGGAGUGGAAAUGUGGGCUACGCAGUCGUGCCUGCUCAAUAUGUGACUCAGUUACAGCAGUCACAGUUUGUGACCCUCUCCAGUUCUGGUUUUACAACCUCCUCUUCAGUCCAGACUCAAGCCAGACUUCCACUUAAUGGUUUGACGCCAGCAGAAUCGACUUCGAGACAAAGGAAACCGUGCAACUGCACAAAGUCACAGUGUCUCAAACUGUACUGUGACUGCUUUGCAAACGGUGAAUUUUGCAACAACUGUAACUGCAACAACUGCUUCAACAAUCUGGAACAUGAAACAGAACGUCUCAAAGCCAUCAAGACAUGUCUCGACCGGAACCCAGAGGCCUUUAAACCUAAGAUUGGUAAAGGGAAAGAAGGAGAGUCGGAGCGCCGGCACAGCAAAGGGUGCAACUGCAAGCGAUCUGGCUGCUUAAAGAACUACUGCGAGUGCUACGAGGCGAAAAUCAUGUGCUCAUCCAUUUGUAAAUGCAUUGGCUGCAAAAACUUUGAAGAGAGCCCAGAGAGGAAGACACUGAUGCAUUUGGCAGAUGCAGCAGAAGUGAGAGUGCAACAGCAAACUGCAGCCAAGACCAAGCUGUCCUCGCAGAUCUCAGACCUGUUGAUGCGGCCGACGCCUGUUAUUUCAAGUGGGGGUGGAAGAAUGCCAUAUACGUUCGUCACAAAGGAGGUGCUGGAGGCAACGUGUGAGUGUUUACUGGAGCAGGCCAAAAAGGCGGAACAGACUCACCAGCCUCAGGCUGAAGUAGAGAGGCUGAUCCUGGAGGAGUUUGGACACUGUCUCAUGAGUAUAAUCAGCUCGGCGGGGAAAGCCAAAGCAGACUGUGCCUCAAUUAACUGCUGAGCAGACCAUUCCUGAAGACUCUCCCUCCCCCCCGCUGACCUCUCACACCCUCGGGAGUUUCUCCUCAUCAGAAGGCAGAACAGUGACCUGAUAAUAAAGGGAGUGUGUCCGUGCUGAGCUGAGAACAGCUGGAAUAAUAAACAGUCGUUUGCACUGUCCUUAAAUGAAGGACAGAUGGACACUGUGGUGUGUCAGCCUUCAGAAGUGUUAACCACACCUGUUCAUCUGACCGUGGCGGACAGAUGUGACGGAGUGACGUUGUGCCCUGGCAGAAUACAGACUUGUCUUCACUUUAUUUUCCAGACCAGGCCAUAAAACAAUCUGUUUCUCACACUUUUUCUUUUCCUUUUAUAUUCUAUUUUUACUUUGUCUUUUCCAUGUCUGUCAUUUUGGUAAGAAACUUGUAUGUAAUCAGUGCAUUUGUGCUUUUUGGCCAGACAAGCAGAAGAUGUAUCCAUUGAUAUUUAUUUUCAUAUGUGUUUGUAUUCAUUUUCAGCGCCAAUAUGUGUGGCUUACAGUACAGCUAACAGAUGUUAAUAUUGUUAUUAUUAUUAUUAUUACCCGCUUAGACUUAAUUGUCUCAAUGAAGAUAAGUAGCGGUAGUUUGGGGUUCAAUCCUAAAUGCAAGUGUACAUGGAUUGCACACAAGAACACCCACAUACACACAAAAUGCAUUACAAACAAACAUGUAUAGCUCUGGUCCAAUCGUUUGACCAGACUGGCAAAAAGUGACACUGGCGCUGUUUUCUGUUUAACACUCACAGGUUUUUUGUACAUUAAAAAUGUCUUAAACUGGAAAGAAAUGACUUCUCCACAGAGGUUGUCUUUCUGACAGUGCUUUGUCUCUUGGUUUGUCUCACUGUGAGCAACAUGUCUCAUUCUCAGUACAGCAGGUCCAUGGAUCAUGAACAAAUCAUUUCUUUUUAUUAUUUUUUGUAAAUCAGAUCAGUCUUACCUUAGCAGUGACUGCUGUAGCGGUGUUCACACAGGGCUGUGUGUGUUCUGUGGUAAAUCAGUCCCAGAUAAAUUAUUUAAUAUUGUAAUAAAUAAUUUAAUAAUGAUAAA